CCUUUGAUUUGUAUACGCAAACUUUAGCUAUAUUUUGCCUAGGUAGCCUUAAAUGCGAAUUCAGGUUUUCAUAGAAAAUUGAAUAUACGGACUAUGAGCCCUUACAUAGUGAGCAUAUGACAUGGAAAACAGUAAUAUCGCAUUUAUUGAAGGCGAAAACAUGAUCUUGUGUGAAGCUGAUAACUCUACCUCUACAGAGUCCACCAUGCAAAAUGAGGAGACUAUGAUGGAAAAACCAAAUCAACCGAUGGAUAUCGAGGAGGAAAGGCGGAAAUGACGAUGACGUUCUGGUACCGUUGAGAACUUUGAUGGAUAUUGAUAUGGUGGGACCGGACCACACGCUAUCCACAGAAACGGCUUCACCCACCUAAAAGUUCUACAGAUGAUAUAUCCACUUUUGCUGAAUAUUCCAAUCAAUGCAUUCAUCCAAAGUGAGAACAAAAGUGUGGGACUUCCCUUAACCUCAAAACGGAAAUUCGCAAAUAACUCUAUGUAAAACUCUCGAG
Umbelopsis ramanniana AG is the source of this 506-nucleotide messenger RNA. RefSeq lists its product as uncharacterized. The record is from RefSeq and is a predicted model, not a curated record. The coding region runs from base 122 to 277 and encodes 51 amino acids. NCBI's taxonomy places the organism in Eukaryota, Fungi, Mucoromycota, Umbelopsidomycetes, Umbelopsidales, Umbelopsidaceae. The transcript has a single exon.